This is a messenger RNA of Porites evermanni, 1198 nucleotides long. Lineage: Eukaryota; Metazoa; Cnidaria; Anthozoa; Scleractinia; Poritidae. The record is from the annotation of a GenBank genome assembly.
CAGAACAGACAGUCAGAGGCGUUACCACUGUACGAGCGGGCUCUACAGAUCUAUGAAGAGAUGCUGGGCACAAGCCAUCCACGUGUGGCUGAAACUCUCGUCAAUCUUGCUAAGCUGCUUUAUGACCUGGUGAGUAUACUUUCUCUUUAAUAUACUUUACCUCAGAGGGCCCUCGCAUCCUAUUAGAGUUACAAUAGGGGUAAACCACCACCCGGUGAACUCAGUCGGAAGAGUCCAGUCUGCUGAGCCUGACGUCGCGGGUUCAGAUCGCCAAUCACAUUUUUUUAAAACUAUGGGAAAAUUAUGGUGGCUGCUGUUAUACACCGUCUGUCAGUUUAGAUGGUCGCGUUAGUGGGCGUUGGUUUCUUUCACCUUUCCUUGCCAUUUAAUUAAAUGGGGACAUAAAAGGACCUACACUGCUGUUCGAUAAGAGGAAGGGAAGUAGACUGACCCUUGUAGUGUGGUCUCUUAAGUCAAUCUAGCUAGAAUUUUGGUAUUGGAAUAAGCAAUGAUUAAACAACAAGAGCAACUUUAUUAAAAGCAAUGAAAUACAUUAAACAUACACACUACCUACAUUUAGCUAACGAUAUUCGAGGCAGGCAGUGUGGUACUCUACAUACGUAAAGUGAUACAUUUAAAAGACAUUUUACAAGAAACAUAAAAGAGAUUUACAACAUCAAGAAAAAAGAGGUUAAAAAGAACAUUAGUAAAAUUGAAUAAAUAUGUAAGUAAGUAGAUAAAUAGAGGUUACAAUACAUUGGAUUAAGAUGAUUUUUUUUAAUUUCAUUAAUAAGGGUGUCUAUAUCAGGAUAACUAUCCUGUCUUUGAAGAUCAAGUAGUAAUAGACUUUGUAUUUGUUUCUUAAAACCAUGCUUUGGGGUUUUUCUCAAAUUUUCAGGGAUACAAAAGAGUUUUUGUGAUGAUUCAGUUUGGAGUAUUUCCUAUAAAGACGGAAUUCUUUACACAUUGCGGAUGGAAAGGGGAAGAUCAUUCCAAAAAUAUUGUUCAAUAAUAGUGGGAGACAAUUAUCUAAUGUUUGUUCUAUAAAAGUGCAAUGUGUUUCUAUCAGGGCUCACCAGAGAAAGCAGCACAUCUGUACAAAAGGGCCAAUGACAUAAAAGAGCGUGAACCACAUCCUGGUCUUUCUCGCCACUCUUCUCUCAGUUUAAUCAGCAACAACAGCCCAGGAAAGCAAUCA